Dictyostelium purpureum is the source of this 2442-nucleotide messenger RNA. RefSeq lists its product as uncharacterized. Gene Ontology annotation, cellular component: SCF ubiquitin ligase complex. Lineage: Eukaryota; Evosea; Eumycetozoa; Dictyosteliales; Dictyosteliaceae. The transcript has 3 exons. Gene Ontology annotation, molecular function: protein binding. The record is from RefSeq and is a predicted model, not a curated record. Gene Ontology annotation, biological process: SCF-dependent proteasomal ubiquitin-dependent protein catabolic process. The coding region runs from base 1 to 2442 and encodes 813 amino acids.
AUGAAAUCUAAAUCAUCAUCAUCAUUAAACAUUUCAGCAAAUAGCAGUGAUGAAAAUACAAAUAAUAUAAACAAUUCAGAUGAAAAUAUAAAUAUAAACAUUAAUAAUAAUAAUAAUAUUAAUAAUAGUAACAAUAGUAAUAAUAUUUUUUCUACACAAUUUGAAUAUUUAAAUCAAUUAAAAAAAAAUUAUUUAUUACCAUUAAAAAAUUUAUGUUUAAUUCAUUUAUCAAAAAUUAUUUUAGAAAAAAUAAAUAAUGAAAUUAUAGAAUCAAAUCAAAAUCCAUAUUUUAAUAGUACAAAUAAUAGUAACCAAAUAUUAUUAGAAAAAUUACCUCUUGAUUUAAGGGAGGAGUUGAUUCAUUUUAUGCUAGAUAAUCUAUCAUCCUCAUCAUCAUCAUCGUCAACACCAGUAUCAACAUCAGGAUCAUUUUCAACACCCUUGGUUUUAUCAAAAUCAAGAUCAACAGAGUUUAUUGAUAAGUCCACCAAUUUAGCAGCGGAUUCUGAUGAAACAAGUUCAAUUAGUAGUAAUAAUAGCUCUAAUAGUUCAAAUAAUAGUAAUACAAUUCAAAAUUUAAAAAAACAAAAAAGAUUUUCAUUAAAAAAUAAAAUAUUUUCAAAGAAAAAGCAACAACAAAAUGAAAAUAUUAAUUAUGAUAGUUCAAACCAAAAGCAAAUGUUAAAUGAAAUUAAUGAAGAUAUUUUAUCAAAUAGUUUAUACGAUCUAGUAUUGUCACCAAGGUUGUUUUCAAGCGAUAGUGGAUUGAUAUUUCUUUCACUUCGUCAAUGCUCAUUAAUUUCCGAUCAAGUAAUUAGAAAAUUAAUCAAGUUAUCACCAAAUCUAGCUUAUUUAGAUUUAGCCGGUUGUAAAAUUAGUCAAAAAACAUUAUUAAUAAUUACUACAACUUGUAGUAAGCUUAAAACUUUAAAUAUUGGCCAUAUUGACCUUUCUUUGUCAUCCUCUUUGUCCCAGUCCAUUUCAAAACUAUCUGGUUUGGCCUCUUUAGAUCUCUGUUCUAUUCCAAAAUUAACAUCGCAGUUAUUAAAUUUAAUUCUAUAUUCCCCUGGUGAGCAAUUUAUUCAUAGAGGUAGUAUUAGUGCUCCACCAACUCCAAGAGAUAGUAGAAAUCCUCAAAAUCAAACAUUAUAUCAACAACAAAAUAAUGUUUUGUUAUCACCAAGAUUAAGUAGUCAUAACCAAAAACUUCAUAAUCAGUCCCAACCUCAAGCCCAAAAUCAAUCCCAACAUCAACUACAACCCAUAUCUCCAAGAGGUGAUCAGCCUGUAGUUAAAAAGAUAAGUUUAUCACCUUCCAUUCAGUCAUUGUCAUCAAUUUCAUCAGCAUCCUCAAAUUUAUUUACUCCAAGGUCGCAAUUAGCCUUUGAGGUAUCUGGAGUUUUUCCCAAUACUUUAUUGUCAAUUAAUAUCUCACAUACCGAAAUUGAUGAUGUGGGUUUAAUAGUUCUAGCUAAAAAAUGUAUUUAUCUUCAAGAUUUAGAUAUUUCAUAUUGUAAUAAAAUUACAAAUCAAGGUUUAUCAGAUAUGUCCAAUAAUAUUGAAACUUUAGUGACCUUUUCAGCAAAAGUUGUUAAAGCCUCUGUGGGUUUAAUAGAUUUAGUGACUGUUAAUCUUAAUUUAGUAAAAUUAGAGUUACAAUUCACAAAAUUAGAAGAGUCCCACUUAAAAGAAAUGUCGUCAGUUUUAUCAAAGUUAACAACUUUAAGAUUAGAUGGUACUCCAAUGACCGAUGAAAUUUUUAAUAAUUUUUCAAAAAAGAAUUUACAUUUGCAAAUAAUUGGAUUAUCCCAAUGUAAAGGUAUAACAUGGGAAAUAUUUUCAAUUUUAGGUAAAAAUUGUAAAGGAUUAAAGAAACUUUAUUUAUCUCACUGCAAAAUGUCAAAUAGUCCACAAAAUUUAGUUCAUUUAGGGGAGUUUUUUAAGGAAUGUUCCUUUCUAAGUGUUUUGGAUAUUGCAUAUACACCUUUGGUAAAAGAUCAAGUUUUAUCAACUUUAAUUAGAUCAAAGUGUUCAAAAUCAAUAGAGACAUUGUUUAUUGGUGGUGGUUUCCAUAAUUUAUCAAAUGAAGUUGUUAGACAAUUAGUGUAUGCUUGUCCAAAGAUGAAGGUAUUUUCGUGUAUCUCUUGUUAUAAUAUCAAAGAUGAUGCUAUUCUAUUGGCAAUGGAUAGAUGGUUAUUAUUAGAAGCAAUAGAAUUAACCGAUUGUACAUCGCUAACAACUUUAACACCAAAUUUUAUAGGUGAACAUUCCCACAUUCAUUCACAUCUUCGUUUUAUAUUUUUAUCAAUUACAACAAAUAUCAAAGAUUUAGAUGAAGAUUCAAUUUUAGAUAAAAUUAAAGAAUCCUCUUUAGAAAUUUUCGAAAUGAAUCAAGAAAUUACUUUAGAAAAUGUUAUAGAACAAAAUUGGUUAAAUAUUUAA